AUGCCCUUCUAUCUUGCUUCUUUAUCCUUCUGGGACCUGCUCCUGUGGUCUUUUGCCCUGGCAAUUACACUUGGGGCCAGCAUUCUUCUCGUUCUACUCAUCUCCCUCACGAUCUCCCAGAAUACCAUUCCCUCCAAAUGUCGCCCAAGGGGAUCUCCUGCCCAUUUGUUGGUAGUUCUUGGAAGUGGUGGCCAUACAGCUGAGAUGCUCUACAUGCUCGAGCGCAUGAAAUUGGACCCUCAAAUCUACACGUAUCGGACAUACCUCGUGAGCUCCGGAGAUAACUUCAGCGCAGACAAAGCCAAGGAUUUUGAGGCACAACAUGUACAGAAUUUGCAGGGCUAUACUCAUAACAACUACACCAUUGUCACAGUGCCACGUGCCCGACGGGUCCAUCAAUCCUACCUCACCGCGCCAUUCUCUACGCUUCAAUGCUUCUGGGCUUGUCUCAAUGUCCUUCGUGGCCUUCACCCGGAUCAAAAGCUCCCAAAGGAAUACAGCUCACCCUACCCUGAUUUGAUCCUCACAAAUGGUCCUGCUACAGCAGUCUGCGUUGUCGCAGGCGCAAAACUCAUCCGUCUCAUUCAAUGCUUGGCCAAAUGCACUACCUUAAGCCUGAGUCUGCGAACAAUCUCCACGUUUGCUUCGGCACCGAAGCUGCGUACUAUUUACAUCGAAUCGUGGGCCCGUGUGAACUCGCUCAGUACCUCUGGUGUUUUACUGUUGCCUCUGGCCGACCGAUUUCUCGUUCAAUGGCCUGCCCAGGCAGGCCGACGGGCCUGGUGGGGGAUGAAGAAAACCCAAUAUGCAGGAUGGCUUGUGAUAUAA
This is a messenger RNA of Penicillium concentricum, 828 nucleotides long. RefSeq names its product glycosyltransferase family protein. The record is from RefSeq and is a predicted model, not a curated record. Gene Ontology annotation, cellular component: UDP-N-acetylglucosamine transferase complex. The transcript has 2 exons. Gene Ontology annotation, biological process: dolichol-linked oligosaccharide biosynthetic process. The coding region runs from base 1 to 828 and encodes 275 amino acids. NCBI's taxonomy places the organism in Eukaryota, Fungi, Ascomycota, Eurotiomycetes, Eurotiales, Aspergillaceae.